UCUCCUCUGCUUCCAGCACCACCACUGUUGGCACUGUCACCUCCCGGGUGACCAGGAAUGGGGAUGCUGUUAUGGAGAAGGACCUACUCAAUCAUGAGGACUUGGCAGGAGACCGGGGCAUGGUAGAUGAUAUAUUUGAUGAGACCUACCAGGAGAAAGAGGGCCCCAAGCCCGCCGUGCGAUAUGUCUGGAGGAAUAUCAUCCUCAUGAGCCUGCUGCAUUUAGGGGCCGUAUUUGGGUUGAUGCUGAUACCUUCUGCAAAGAUCCAGACCUUAGCAUGGGCUCUUCUGUGUUUCCUGGUGAGUGCUAUGGGAAUAACUGCUGGAUCUCACCGUCUCUGGAGCCAUCGGUCCUACAAAGCCACACUGCCUCUGCGAAUCUUCUUGACUAUUGCAAACUCCGUGGCCUUCCAGAAUGACAUCUACGAGUGGGUCCGGGACCACCGCGUUCAUCACAAGUUCUCCGAGACAGAUGCAGACCCGCACAACGCCAAGCGGGGCUUCUUCUUCUCCCACAUCGGCUGGCUGCUGGUGCGCAAGCACCCAGAUGUCAUAGAGAAGGGCCAGAAGCUGGACUUGAGUGACAUAAAGGCUGACAAAGUGGUGAUGUUCCAGCGGAAGUAUUACAAGCCCUCGGUGGUGUUGCUGUGCUUCAUGAUGCCCACUUUAGUGCCCUGGUAUUUCUGGGAUGAAUCCAUCAUCAUCAGCUUCUUCAUUCCAGCCAUCCUGCGCUACACCGUAGGGCUCAAUGCCACUUGGCUCGUGAACAGCGCUGCUCACAUGUUUGGCAACCGGCCCUAUGAUCGGCACAUCAACCCACGGGAGAACCCCCUGGUCAGCCUGGGGGCCUUAGGAGAAGGCUUCCACAACUACCACCACACCUUCCCCUACGACUACUCCACCAGUGAGUUUGGCUGGCGCUUCAACUUAACCACAGCCUUCAUUGACCUCAUGUGCCUCCUGGGGCUGGCCAGCGAUCGCAAGAAGGUCUCCAAGGAGGUCAUUCUGGCUCGGAAAAUGCGGACUGGAGAUGGGAGUCACAAGAGUGGCUGAGUUCCUGCUCCCAUUCACACACGCAUCCACACCUCUCCCUCCUUUUUUUUCCCUUUCUCCCUUCCUGACCCCUCCGAACACGCUGGACAAAGGUUUAAUAUUCUGUUUACUAACUACUGAAUAAUGCUACCAGUUUGCUCAAGAUAAUGAGUUUUAACCCCCCUCCCACGCUAUAUUUUACGUGAUGUAUUUAAGAUCUAGGACUCUGCCUUUAUAACGCAAGGCCACCCCUUCCCCCUUCUCCUUUUCCU
Apaloderma vittatum (bar-tailed trogon) is the source of this 1303-nucleotide messenger RNA. Its product is annotated as acyl-CoA desaturase-like. Lineage: Eukaryota; Metazoa; Chordata; Aves; Trogoniformes; Trogonidae. Gene Ontology annotation, molecular function: iron ion binding; palmitoyl-CoA 9-desaturase activity; stearoyl-CoA 9-desaturase activity. The coding region runs from base 72 to 1052 and encodes 326 amino acids. The transcript has 5 exons. The record is from RefSeq and is a predicted model, not a curated record. Gene Ontology annotation, cellular component: endoplasmic reticulum membrane. Gene Ontology annotation, biological process: response to fatty acid; unsaturated fatty acid biosynthetic process.